UCUCUUUCCCCCUUCCUCCUCCUUACGGUGGUGUGGAAGCAAGGAGAGCACAGAAAGCAAGAGAGGAAGACGGGGGGAGUACAUUCAGGAAGCGUGGCAAGGGACGCAUGGAAGAAAUGAAUGUUUAUGAUUGUGUUUAGUGUUCACCACAGAACGCCUCAAUAAAACGGGAGAUUUAUCACUCGAAUCAAUCAAUGCGUACCCAACCGCAUCCUUUCUGUCGCUCUUUAAACUGCUAGCACCAUCCCCACAUCUGCAAACCAACCCUGCAAGCUCCGGCCACGGUCUGUAAGGUUUUCCCGUCGUGCGAAGGCCGGCCGCUAGUUCCGAGGAGAAGACAAGCAGUUGCAGCAGAAGCAGCAACAACAAGGCCAAUGGCAGGUGCUUGGAAGGAGAAGGUCGUGGUGAUCAUGGGCUCAACCGGCACCGGAAAGUCGAAGCUCUCCGUCGACAUUGCCACCAAGUUCCCCUCCGAGAUCAUCAACUCUGACAAGAUGCAGGUGUACAGGGGCUUGGAUAUUGCCACCAACAAGAUUCCUGGCCACGAGCGUGCCGGCGUGCCGCACCACCUGAUGGACUUCGUGGAACCGAGUGGCGGCCUUGGUGCAGGUGAGUACACCGAGCUCGCUGCUCAGGCCAUCUCUGAAAUCGCUGCCCGCGGCCGGGUUCCGAUCCUCGUGGGGGGCUCCAAUUCCUACAUUCAGGCACUUGUGUCGCCGGAUUUGGGGCCUGAAUUUCGAUACGACUGCUGCUUUAUUUGGCUUGACGUCGACCUUGAGGUCCUCGCCCCGUACCUCUCCCGCCGCGUCGACGAAAUGAUGGACGCUGGACUUUUGACCGAGAUGGCGGAGUUCUACGACCCAAGCGAGUCGGUCCAACGUGGAGUGAGGCUCUCCAUCGGGGUGCCGGAAUUCAACCGCUACUUCCUGCGCUACCCCCCGGAUUCGUCGUCGGAAUCUUCUUCCUGCUCAUCCUCGGAAGAGGACUGGGACCCCGAGGAGGAGAGGAGGAAGCAGAUGCUCGGCGAGGUCGUCGACGAGAUGAAGCUGAACACGGUCAAGCUCGCAGUGAAACAGAAGUCCAGAAUCGAGAACUUCCGGUCUCGCGGAUGGGACAUCCAUCGCAUUGAUGCGACAUCCGUGUUCGAAGCUGCGCCAUCGCAAUUCGGACACGUGUGGGAGAAUACGGUGCUGAAUCCUGCAUUGGAGAUCGUGAAAAAGUUUUUAUCCCCAGAAGCGGCCGGCCUGAAAGACUCGGCGCCUUCGCCGGAGGCACCACAGGUGAAGGAGGCAGACAAGGUCGGACCGGCGGGGCUAACAUCUCCAGUAUCUUGAAACAUUUGUCAUCAAACGUCCCUUUACUUUUCUCUGUAUGUUAUUCGCCAUUAAGAAAGAUGGAAAAGUUUUUUCUUCAUUUUUGUUUUUCUCUGGGCCGGCGGAGGGUGCUCCAAAGAAAAGAGAGCAUGGGGAUCGAGCCAUGAACCAUGAAAGGGCCCUUUGGUGCACUUUUUGGGGCGUCUAGAAUUACAGUAUGUUCUU
Messenger RNA from Nymphaea colorata (pocket water lily), 1538 nucleotides. Its product is annotated as adenylate isopentenyltransferase 1, chloroplastic-like. The record is from RefSeq and is a predicted model, not a curated record. Gene Ontology annotation, molecular function: tRNA dimethylallyltransferase activity. Gene Ontology annotation, cellular component: mitochondrion. Gene Ontology annotation, biological process: cytokinin biosynthetic process; tRNA modification. The transcript is spliced from 2 exons. Bases 375 to 1334 code for a protein of 319 amino acids. NCBI's taxonomy places the organism in Eukaryota, Viridiplantae, Streptophyta, Magnoliopsida, Nymphaeales, Nymphaeaceae.